UUCCCUGCAGCUAAACUUGCCAUGGAGACCAUAACCAAACAGUGUUUGGCUUUGGAGGUCUGUGGUCAGGCUGGGCUGUCAACAUGAGGUGCAGAACUGGUUGUAGGCUUUGAUCUGGAGAGUUUAUACUGACUUUUUCCAGCCCGAAUAGGAACCAUUUCCUCUGUUCCACUCGCUGGCGCCGGAUCCUGCGACCUCUCUACAUUUCCACACUGAGAUAGUAUAACUUUGCCAAGGAGGAAAGGAAUUUGGAUAGAGUUAAUAUCCAGCCUGUGCAGCUUCCACGAGCUGGACACUGAAAUGAAGAGAGAGUUUAUUCAUUCCCAUCCCGACUCAGCCCACCAGAAUUAAAAGGCAUUUUAACCUGCAAGGGAGAUUGGGUCAGAUACUUCCCAACCUGCCUAUAGAGAAGGCUGUUUGAUUCCUCUGGCUACCAAGUCUCCCCAUUUCUGUGUUGGAUGUGAAGAGUAAAGAAAGAGUCUGGCGGGAAUCAGGAGGCAUCUAAGCAUCAGAGACAGCACCAGGUCCGAGCUGUACCGGGUGCAAUGAGCGCUCCGUGCCGGCCCUGCCAUGGAAGGCUGUGACUCACCUGUCAUCCCUGGGAAGGACAAUGGGUGCAGCAUCCCUCAGCACCAGCAAUGGACUGAUCUCAACAGCGCCCAUCUCCCCGACCCGGCCGGCAGCAUGGAGCAGCCCGCGGCGGAGAGCCGCGGCCCCCUGGACAGCCUGAGGGUCCCCUUCCCCGAGUGCGUCCCCGAGAGCAGCACGGCGGCGGGUCCCGGCACCGAGCCCACUGGCAAGGAGGUGAGCUGCGGGCAGUGCGCCGCGUCCUUCGCCGGCCUGCAGAGCUACAUGGAGCACCGCUGCACCGGCACCCGCCCACCCCCACCGCUGAGGGGGGAGAGCGGGAGCGAGAGCAGCGAGGACGGCGAGGAGGAGAGCGACGUGGAGAACCUGGCUGGCGAGAUCGUCUACCAGCCCGACGGCUCAGCCUACAUCGUGGAGAGCCUCAGCCAGCUGGUGCAAAGCGGGGGCACCGGCGGCAGUGGGACUCUCCCCUCGCUGCUCCCAAACUCUCUGCCCAAGCAGGGAGAACCCUCCGCCGCCGCUCCCGUCUACCCACAGAUCAUCAACACCUUCCACAUAGCCUCAUCCUUCGGGAAGUGGUUUGAGGGCUCAGACCAGGCCUUCCCGAAUACCUCAGCCCUGGCGGGCAUCAGCCCCGUCCUGCACAGCUUCCGCGUCUUCGAUGUGCGACACAAAAGCAACAAGGAUUACCUGAACAGCGACGGUUCUGCCAAAAGCUCCUGCGUAUCCAAAGAUGUUCCCAACAAUGUGGACCUGUCCAAAUUUGAUGGCUUUGUGCUCUAUGGUAAGAGGAAGCCCAUCCUGAUGUGUUUCUUGUGCAAGCUCUCCUUUGGGUAUGUCCGCUCGUUCGUGACCCACGCCGUGCACGACCACCGAAUGACUCUGAGCGAGGAGGAGCGGAAAAUUCUUAGCAAUAAGAACAUCUCCGCUAUCAUCCAAGGGAUAGGCAAAGACAAGGAACCCCUUGUCAGCUUUCUGGAACCAAAAAACAAAACCUUUCAGCACCCUCUCGUUUCCACAGCUAACCUCAUAGGCCCUGGACACAGUUUUUAUGGUAAAUUCAGUGGCAUUUGCAUGGAAGGCGAGCAGCCCCUCCAGGCUGGGGCAGCCAGCGGAGCGGAGCCACCGUCGGCAACAAGUGUCCUGGCCCCCGGUGCGCUCCUCAACCUGGGUGGGCUGACCAGCUCGGCUCUGAAGACUCCCAUUACCUCAGUCCCCCUGGGCCCACUGGCUUCCAGUCCCACCAAAUCCUCGGAGGGAAAGGACCCUGGGGUGGCAGAGGGGGAGAAGCAGGAGGGGGGCGACCAGGACAGCCUCUCGGAAAAGGCAGAGCCGGUUGAGGAGGUGGAAGAGGAGGAGGAAGAGGAUGUAGAGGAGGAGGAGGAGGAAGAGGAGGAGGAGGAAGAGGAAGAAGAUGAGGAUGAUGAGGGUUGCAAAGGACUGUUUCCUAGCGAGUUGGAGGAUGAACUGGAGGACCGGCCCCAGGAGGACACUGGGGCUGUGGCAGGCAGCGGCAGCAGCAAAAAGGACCUUGCUCUCUCAAACCAAAGCAUUUCUAACUCUCCCUUAAUGCCUAACGUGCUCCAGACCCUGUCACGGGGCACAGCUUCUACUAGUUCUAAUUCUGCUUCUUCCUUUGUCUUUGAUGGUGCAAACAGGAGGAAUCACUUAAGCUUUAACAAUGAGGGCGGCGGAGCCAGCGUGGCCGAGGGCAGCAGGAGGCUGGACUUUAUCGAUGAAAGUGCCAAUAAAGACAAUGCCACAGCACCAGAACCAAAUGAGAGCGCGGAGGGCGAGGACGGGAGCUACAUCUCCCAUCACCAGCAUGCUGGCCCCCUCUGUGAACUUGGGGGUGGGGAGUGCCCUUCGGGGAGCGGCGUGGAGUGCCCAAAGUGCGACACGGUCCUGGGCUCCUCGCGGUCGCUGGGUGGCCACAUGACUAUGAUGCAUUCUCGCAACUCGUGUAAGACACUCAAGUGUCCCAAGUGCAAUUGGCACUACAAGUACCAGCAGACGCUCGAGGCGCACAUGAAGGAGAAACAUCCUGAGCCGGGCGGUUCCUGCGUCUACUGCAAGAGCGGGCAGCCGCACCCGCGGCUGGCGCGGGGCGAGAGCUACACCUGUGGUUACAAGCCCUUCCGCUGCGAGGUCUGUAACUACUCCACUACUACCAAAGGCAACCUCAGUAUUCAUAUGCAGUCCGACAAGCAUCUCAACAACAUGCAGAACCUGCAGAACGGAGGGGGAGAGCAAGUCUUCAGCCACACCGCGGGGGCGGCAGCAGCAGCUGCGGCAGCUGCGGCGGCCGCGGCCGCCAACAUUGGUAGCACCUGUGGGGCCCCCUCCCCCACCAAACCAAAAACCAAACCUACAUGGCGGUGUGAGGUGUGUGACUAUGAGACCAACGUAGCUAGAAACCUUCGGAUUCACAUGACCAGUGAGAAGCACAUGCACAAUAUGAUGCUGCUUCAGCAAAAUAUGUCCCAAAUCCAACACAACCGGCACCUGGGCCUCGGCAGCCUGCCGUCCCCUGCUGAGGCCGAGCUCUACCAGUACUACCUGGCACAGAACAUGAACCUUCCCAACUUGAAGAUGGACAGCACUUCUUCAGAUGCACAGUUCAUGAUGGGGGGGUUCCAGCUCGAUCCCACCAACCCCAUGGCAACGAUGACUCCAUCUCUAGUGGGUGGAGAGAUCCCGCUGGACAUGCGGUUAGGUGGUGGACAGCUGGUGUCCGAGGAGCUCAUGAACUUGGGUGAGAGUUUCACGCAAACAAACGACCCGUCUCUGAAGCUCUUCCAGUGCGCUGUGUGUAACAAGUUCACUACAGAUAAUUUGGACAUGUUGGGCCUCCACAUGAAUGUGGAGCGAAGCCUCCCCGAGGACGAAUGGAAGGCGGUGAUGGGGGACUCGUACCAGUGCAAGCUCUGCCGCUACAACACGCAGCUCAAGGCCAACUUCCAGCUUCACUGUAAGACAGACAAGCACGUGCAGAAAUACCAGCUAGUGGCACACAUCAAGGAGGGGGGCAAAGCCAAUGAGUGGAGGCUCAAGUGUGUGGCCAUUGGGAACCCGGUCCAUCUGAAAUGCAACGCGUGUGACUACUACACCAACAGUUUGGAGAAGCUGCGUCUUCACACCGUGAACUCGAGGCAUGAGGCCAGCCUGAAGCUCUAUAAGCACCUGCAGCACCAUGAGAGCGGGGUCGAAGGUGAAAGCUGCUACUACCACUGUGUCCUCUGUAAUUACUCCACCAAGGCCAAGCUGAACCUCAUCCAGCACGUGCGCUCCAUGAAACACCAGCGGAGCGAAAGCCUCCGGAAGCUGCAGCGCCUACAGAAAGGUCUUCCUGAAGAAGAGGAGGAUCUGGGGCAGAUCUUCACCAUCCGGAAGUGUCCAGCUGCCGAGGCCGAACCCAGUGAAGAUGUGGAAGGGCCCAAUGAAACAACUGGUGAUGCUGAGGAGCCUGCCAAGGAGCAAGAGAGUGGAGGGGACAAGGACCAGAGUAAAUGGACAGCACCAGCCAGCCAGGCAGAGAAGGAGCUGACGGAGCCUCCAGCGUCCUCUAAGCGGAUAUCGUUUCCCAGCAGCUCUGAGUCGCCUCUCUCCUUUAAAUGGUCAAAAACUUCAGAGGAGACCAAAUCAGAGCAGAUGUACCAGUGUCCGUAUUGCAAGUACAGCAACACAGACGUGAACCGGCUGCGGGUGCAUGCCAUGACCCAGCACUCUGUGCAGCCCAUGCUCCGCUGCCCACUCUGCCAGGACAUGCUGAAUAACAAGAUCCACCUGCAGUUGCACCUCACCCACCUGCACAGCGUGUCACCUGACUGUGUUGAGAAACUCAUCAUGACGGUGACAACCCCUGAGGUGAUGAUGCCCAGCAGCAUGUUCCUCCCAGCAGCUGCUCCAGAGAAGGAUGGUAACUCAGGCACCGAGGAGCUGGGGAAGCAGCCUGAGAUCUCUGAGGACACAGGGAAGAACCUUUUGCCAUCAGACAGUGCAGAGCACAGCGGGGACCCCAAGCCUGCUCCAGCUGAUCCGAGCGCUGCCCGGGAGGACUCUGGCUUCCUGUGCUGGAAGAAGGGCUGCAGCCAGGUGUUCAAGAGCUCGGCAGCCCUGCAGACACACUUCAACGACGUCCACGCCAAGCGGCCUCAGCUGCCGGUCUCUGACCGCCACGUCUACAAGUACCGCUGCAACCAGUGCAGCCUGGCCUUCAAAACCAUUGAGAAGCUGCAGCUCCACUCCCAGUACCACGUCAUCCGGGCAGCCACCAUGUGCUGCCUCUGUCAGCGCAGCUUCCGAACCUUCCAGGCCCUGAAGAAGCACCUGGAAACCAGCCACCUAGAGCUGAGCGAGGCCGACAUUCAGCAGCUGUAUGGUGGUCUCUUGGUCAACGGAGACCUCCUUGCUAUGGGUGACCCUUCACUUGCAGAGGACCACACAAUAAUAGUUGAGGAAGAUAAGGAGGAGGAGAGCGACCUGGAAGAUAAGCAGAGCCCGACAGGCAGCGAUUCUGGUUCCGUGCAGGAGGACUCUGGCUCAGAACCAAAAAGGGCCUUACCCUUCAGGAAGGGCCCUAACUUCACUAUGGAGAAAUUCCUAGAUCCGUCUCGCCCAUACAAGUGCACAGUCUGCAAGGAAUCCUUCACACAGAAGAACAUUCUCCUGGUCCAUUACAAUUCUGUUUCUCAUCUGCAUAAACUGAAACGAGCCCUCCAAGAGUCUGCUACUGGGCAGCCUGAGCCAACCAGCAGCCCAGACAACAAACCUUUCAAGUGUAACACCUGCAACGUGGCCUACAGCCAGAGCUCAACCCUGGAGAUCCACAUGAGGUCUGUCCUGCACCAGACCAAGGCUCGCGCGGCCAAGCUGGAGGCGGCAGGCAGCAGCAGCAAUGGGGCUGGCAACGGCAGCAGCAGCGGCCUCUCCUUGGGUUCAUCCACACCGAGCCCCGUGAGUGCCAGCAACAGCAAUGCUUUUGCAACCACCAGCACGAGCACUUCAGGCACCACUCCCAUUCCCAGCCUGCUCAACCAGGUGUCCAGCGACAGCGUGGGAAUUCCUCCGUUGGGUAACCCUGUAAGCACUAACAUCUCCUCCCCUUCGGAGCCCAAAGAGGUGAACCGCAAGAAACUGGCAGACAUGAUUGCAUCCAGGCAGCAGCAGCAGCAGCAGCAGCAGCAGCAACAGCAGCAACAAGCCCAAACCUUGGCACAGGCACAGGCACAGGUCCAGGCCCACCUGCAGCAGGAGCUGCAGCAGCAAGCUGCUCUCCUGCAGUCCCAGCUCUUCAACCCAGCACUUUUGCCGCACUUUCCGAUGACCACCGAGACCCUUCUGCAGCUGCAGCAGCAGCAGCAUCUUCUGUUCCCAUUCUACAUCCCCAGUGCCGAGUUCCAGCUCAAUCCAGAAGUCAGCUUGCCUGUCACCAGCGGUGCACUGACAUUGACUGGGACGGGUCCAACUUUGCUGGAGGACCUGAAGGCACAAGUUCAGCUCCCUCAGCAGAGCCAUCCACAGCUCUUGCAGCAGCAGCAAGGUCAGCUGUCAUUAUCACAACCCCACUCCGUCCUGUUACAGCAGAGCCAGCACCCAGAGAAGAAGAAUAAAUCCAUAGUGAAGGAGAAAGAUAAAGAAACCCCACGGGAAAGGGAAAGCGCAGAAAGGGGAGACAAUAAUGUAACAUUGAAGGAGUCUCUGCCUGAUAACUUAAAGCUCAAAGAGAAGAAGGACUUUGUGCCAGGCAGCAGUUCAGAGCCCUCCAUCCUGCCCCCACGGAUCGCCUCUGAUGCAAGGGGCAACGCCACCAAAGCCUUGCUGGAAAACUUUGGCUUUGAGCUUGUCAUUCAGUACAACGAGAACAAGCAGAAAGUGCAGAAGAAAAACGGGAAGACAGACCAAGGUGAGAACUUGGAAAAGCUGGAGUGCGAUACGUGCGGCAAGUUAUUCUCAAACAUCCUCAUCCUGAAGAGCCACCAAGAGCACGUUCACCAACAUUACUUUCCCUUUAAGCAGUUGGAGAAAUUUGCCAAACAGUACAGAGAACACUACGACAAACUGUACCCACUGCGGCCUCAGACCCCCGAGCCACCACCCCCGCCUCCACCGCCCCCCCCUCCGCUCCCUCCAGCUCCUCCUCAGCCGGCUGCCGCUCCUGCCAUCCCUACUUCUGCCCCACCGAUUACUUCUCCCACGAUUGCACCAGCCCAGCCAUCUGUGCCACUCACCCAGCUCUCCAUGCCCAUGGAGCUCCCCAUCUUCUCACCACUCAUGAUGCAAACCAUGCCCCUGCAGACAUUACCCGCGCAGCUGCCGCCCCAGCUGGGCCCUGUAGAUCCCCUACCCGCCGACUUGGCCCAGUUGUACCAGCAUCAGCUGAACCCCAGCCUUCUCCAGCAGCAGCAGAACAAGAGGCCACGGACACGGAUCACUGAUGACCAGCUCAGAGUCCUUCGGCAGUAUUUUGACAUUAACAAUUCCCCAAGUGAGGAACAGAUCAAAGAGAUGGCAGACAAAUCCGGAUUGCCACAGAAAGUGAUCAAGCACUGGUUCAGAAACACCCUGUUCAAGGAGCGCCAGCGUAACAAGGACUCCCCAUACAACUUCAGCAACCCUCCCAUUACUAGCCUGGAAGAGCUAAAGAUAGACUCACGGCCUCCUUCUCCAGAGCCUCAAAAGCAGGAGUACUGGGGAAGCAAGCGGUCCUCUCGGACACGCUUUACUGACUACCAGCUCAGAGUCCUGCAGGACUUCUUUGAUGCCAAUGCUUACCCAAAGGACGAUGAAUUUGAGCAGCUUUCUAACUUGCUGAACCUCCCCACGCGUGUUAUAGUGGUGUGGUUCCAGAAUGCCCGUCAGAAAGCUAGGAAAAACUAUGAAAAUCAGGGAGAAGGCAAAGAUGGGGAGCGACGCGAGCUCACAAACGACAGGUACAUUAGAACAAGCAACUUGAACUACCAGUGCAAAAAAUGCAGUCUGGUCUUUCAGCGCAUUUUUGAUCUCAUUAAACACCAGAAAAAGCUUUGUUACAAAGAUGAGGAUGAGGAUGGACAGGAUGAUAGCCAGAACGAAGACUCUAUGGAUGCAAUGGAGCUCUUGACUCCAACCAGUUCCUCCUGCAGCACACCAAUGCCCUCACAAGCUUACAGCACACCUACAUCUUCAGCCAACACAACCUCCUCAGCUUUUCUGCAGCUCACAGCAGAGGCAGACGAUUCCUCCACCUUUAGUUCUAAAGUAGAACCUACAGAUGAGAAACCAAAGCAGUCUGAACCUCCAAGUACACAGCAAAACCAAACCCAAGAGAAGCAAGUGCAACCAAAGCAAGAGUCUCAGCAGCAACAGGACCAAGGAGAACAAAAGACAAGUUCAGCACACCAAAAGAUUUCACAGUUAUCCUCCCCCUCCUCACUGCAGCAGCCACCUCCUCCCCCUCAGCCCCCUCAAUGCUCCUUGUCACAGUCAAGCCCAAGUCCAUCUCAGCUCUCACACCUCUCCCUCAAACCCAUUCACACCUCUACCCCUCAGCAGCUGGCAAACCUACCUCCUCAACUGAUCCCAUACCAGUGUGACCAGUGUAAGCUGGCAUUUCCUUCCUUCGAGCAUUGGCAGGAGCAUCAGCAGCUCCAUUUCCUGAGUGCACAGAACCAGUUUAUCCACCCCCCAUUCCUGGACAGAACGCUGGAUAUGCCGUUCAUGCUUUUUGAUCCCAGUAAUCCACUACUGGCGAGCCAGCUGCUGUCUGGAACGUUACCACAGAUUCCAGCAAGCUCGGCCACCUCACCGUCAACUCCAACAUCCACCAUGAACACGCUGAAGAGAAAGCUGGAGGAAAAGGCCAGCGCAAGCCCUGGAGAGAAUGACAGUGGGACUGGGGGAGAAGAACCCCAAAGGGAUAAACGUCUAAGGACAACCAUUACCCCCGAGCAGCUAGAAAUUCUGUACCAGAAAUAUUUGCUCGACUCCAACCCUACACGGAAGAUGCUGGAUCACAUUGCGCAUGAAGUGGGCUUGAAGAAGCGGGUGGUGCAGGUUUGGUUCCAGAACACCCGUGCACGGGAGAGGAAAGGGCAGUUCAGAGCUGUGGGGCCGGCCCAAGCCCACAGAAGGUGUCCCUUCUGCCGAGCUCUCUUUAAAGCAAAGACAGCUCUGGAAGCUCAUAUUCGAUCCCGGCACUGGCACGAAGCCAAGCGAGCUGGGUACAACCUGACACUGUCUGCUAUGCUUCUGGACUGCGAUGGGGGACUUCAGAUGAAGGGAGACAUCUUUGAUGGAGCCAGCUUUUCCCAUAUGCCACCAACUAGCAGUGACGGACAGAGUGUUCCCCUCUCCCCGGUGAACAAGAGCAUGGAACUGUCACCUCGAACUCUGCUGAGUCCGUCCUCCAUUAAGGUGGAAGGGAUUGAAGACUUCGAGAGUCCAUCCAUGUCCUCAGUCAAUCUGAGCUUUGACCAGACAAAGCUGGACAACGAUGACUGCUCUUCUGUCAACACCGCGAUCACGGACACCACCACAGGAGACGAAGGCAAUGCAGACAACGAUAGUGCAACAGGGAUUGCAACCGAAACCAAAUCCACAUCGGGACCCAGUGAAGGUCUGACAAAAGCUGCCAUGAUAGCAAUGUCUGAAUACGAAGAUCGUCUGUCUUCUGGCCUGGUCAGCCCAGCUCCCAGCUUUUACAGCAAAGAGUACGACAAUGAAGGUACUGUGGACUACAGUGAAACCUCCAGCCUUGCAGACCCCUGCUCGCCCAGCCCUGGCGCAAGUGGUUCAGCCAGCAAGUCUGGCGAGAGCGGGGACCGGCCCGGACAGAAACGCUUUCGCACUCAGAUGACUAAUCUCCAGCUCAAGGUUCUUAAGUCAUGCUUUAAUGACUACAGGACACCAACCAUGCUGGAGUGUGAGGUCCUGGGCAAUGACAUUGGACUGCCAAAGAGAGUUGUUCAGGUCUGGUUCCAGAAUGCAAGGGCAAAGGAGAAGAAGUCAAAACUCAGCAUGGCCAAGCAUUUUGGUAUAAACCAAACAAGUUACGAGGGACCCAAAACAGAGUGCACUUUGUGUGGCAUCAAGUACAGCGCUCGGCUGUCUGUACGUGACCAUAUCUUCUCUCAACAGCAUAUCUCCAAAGUUAAAGAAACCAUUGGAAGCCAGUUGGAUAAGGAAAAGGAGUAUUUCGACCCAGCUACUGUACGUCAGUUGAUGGCUCAGCAGGAGCUGGACCGGAUCAAAAAAGCCAAUGAGGUUCUUGGUCUGGCAGCUCAACAGCAGGGCAUGUUUGACAACACCCCCCUGCAAGCUCUGAACCUUCCUGCUGCGUACCCAGCGCUCCAGGGCAUCCCUCCAGUCUUACUCCCAGGCCUCAACAGCCCAUCCUUACCCAGCUUCACUCCAUCCAACACAGCUUUAACUUCUCCCAAACCCAACCUGAUGGGCCUGCCCAGCACAAGCGUCCCUUCACCUGGCCUCCCCACCUCUGGAUUACCAAAUAAGCAGCCCCCGGCCGCGCUGAGCUCGCCCACCCCGGCACAAGCCACAGCAGCCGUGGCCCCACAGCAACCUCCGGCGACGACCCCACAGCCACAGCCGCAGCAGGCGCCCCCACCGCAGCGCAAGGAGAAGGAGAGCGAGAAGGCAAAAGAGAAGGAGAAGGCACCGAAGGGGAAGGGGGACCCCCUGCCAGGGCCCAAGAAGGAGAAGGGGGAGGCGCCGGCGGGUGCCCUUGCAGCCCCACUGCCUGCCAUGGAGUACGCGGUGGAACCCACCCAGCUCCAGGCGCUGCAGGCCGCCCUGAAUUCAGACCCCACCACCUUGCUGACGAGCCAGUUCCUUCCCUACUUCGUCCCCGGCUUUUCCCCUUACUACGCCCCGCAGAUCCCUGGCGCCCUGCAGAGCGGGUACCUGCAGCCCAUGUACGGGAUGGAGGGGCUGUUCCCCUACAGCCCCGCGCUGUCGCAGGCGCUGCUGGGGCUGUCGCCUGGCUCGCUGCUGCAGCAGUACCAGCAAUACCAGCAGAGUCUGCAGGAGGCAUUGCAGCAGCAGCAGCGGCAGCAGCAGCAGCAGCAACAGCAGAAAGCGCAGCAGCCCAAAGGAAGCCAAACCCCCGUCCCCACGGGGGCUGCCACCCCGGACAAAGACCCUGCCAAAGAACCCCCCAAGCAAGAGGAGCAGAAGAAUGCACCCCGCGAGGUGUCCCCCCUCCUGCCCAAACCCCAAGAAGAGCCCGAAGCAGAAGGCAAGGGCGCGGACUCCCUCUGCGACCCUUUCAUCGUCCCGAAGGUGCAGUACAAGCUGGUCUGCCGCAAGUGCCAGGCGUGCUUUGGCGACCAGGAGGCGGCCAGCGACCACCUGAAGUCCCUCUGCUUCUUCGGCCAGUCCGUGGCGAACCUGCAUGAGAUGGUGCUUCACGUGCCCACCGGCAGCGGCCAGGGCAGCGGCUCGUACCAGUGCGUGGCGUGCGAGAGCACGGUGUGUGGGGACGAAGCCCUCAGUCAGCAUCUCGAGUCAGCCCCGCACAAACACCGAACAAUCACAAGAGCAGCAAGAAACGCCAAAGAGCACCCCAGUCUAUUACCUCACUCUGCCUGCCCCCCCGACCCCAGCACCGCAUCUACCUCGCAGUCGGCCGCUCACUCAAACGACAGCCCCCCGCCCCCCCGGCCCCCCCCGGCUUCCCCCCACGCCUCCAGAAAGCCCUGGCCCCCGGCAGCCUCCCGUGCCCCGCCGGGGAAGCCGCCACCACCGCCUUUCCCUCCUCUCUCCUCAUCUUCAACGGUUACCUCAAGUUCAUGCAGCACCUCAGGGGUUCAGCCCUCGAUGCCAACAGACGACUAUUCGGAGGAGUCUGACACGGAUCUUAGCCAAAAGUCAGAUGGACCGGCGAGCCCGGCGGAGGGGCCCCGGGACCCCGGCUGCCCUAAGGACAGUGGUCUAGCUAGCGUAGGAAUGGACACCUUCAGAUUGUAAGCUUUGAAGAUGAACAAUGAAAAUGAAUUUAAAUAAAAAAGUUAAUAACAAACCAAUUUCAAAAAUAGACUAACUGCAAUUCCAAAGCUUCUAACCAAAAAAAAAAAGAAAAAAGAAAAAAAGAAAAAACGUGGGUUGUUUUCCCAUAUAACGAUGCCGGUGGGUUUUACAUUUCUUUUUUCCUUUCCUUUUAAUAAAAUAAAACUUUGAAAAAGAAAAAAAAAAAAAUCUGUUACAUUUGUCCUCUCGAAGGUACUGUUGGUCUGGGAGACGAAGGCCCGUGCUGCCUCCUCGCGCCUGCGGAGCUCGCGCCCCUGUACAUUGCCCCUGUCCGAUCCCCCGUCAAUAGCACAGCAGAGCCCGGCAGCGCUGUAUGGGAAAGCAGCCCACCUGGAGACAGUUUUAAAUUUCUUGCUAUCUUAGCAUUCAGAUACCAAUGGCUUGCUAAAAGAAAAAAGAAAUGUAAUGUCUUUUUAUUCUCAGGUCAAUCGCUCACACUUUGUUCUGUUUUCAGAAUCAUUGUUUUAUAUAUAUAUAUAUAUAUAUAUAAAAUUUCUUUCAUUUGUUUUGGGGUUUUUGUUUUGUUUUGUUUUUGUUCCAGAAAAGGAUUUUUUUUUCUUUUUUUUUUUUUUUUGUUAAUUUAAAAUGGGCAGAAAGUAUUCAAGAGAAAAACAAUGUGAACUGCUUUAGCUUUUCGGGGAUUUUAAGGGUAGCUUUUCUGCUGAAGCCAAUUCCAAGGGGAAAAGUUAAGCACUCCCACUUUUCAGAAAAAAAAAAACCCACACAGAGAGUGUUGAGGACUCGGAGCUUAAAAAAAAAAAAGUUUUAAAACAACUGACUUUCUGUAUUUAUGAUAGAUAUGACCAUUUUUGGUGUUGAGUAGAUUGUUGCAUUGGAAAUGAACUGAAGCAGUAUGGUAGAUUUAAAAGAAAAAACCCUUUUGUGUACAUUUAGCUUUUGUAUGGUCCAGCUGACGGCUUCUCAUUUGAUGUUGUCUUGUUCAUUCCUAGCCAGAUAGAUUGCGAUCCAUCGACUCGCCUGAGCUUUUCUCCCCUUUGUACCUUUAUCCCCAUCCCCAUCCUGUAAUCUUCCACUUAUGGUCGCUACCUUCAUUUCUUAGAGGGUGGUUGCAUAAUUAUUUUAUAAAAACUAAAGAAAGAAGUUCAAAGGGUUUUGGGGGUCAGUAGGAUCCCUUGCAGAAUAUUUUUUGUUGGGGGUUUGAAACUUUUUAAGGCGUAUACAUACGAUUUACCUAUGUCUGUUACCCUUGUGCACUUAUUUUGUUCUUAUUUUCCAUUUCUCUUUUUUUUUUUUCUCUUCCCCUCUUCCUUUCCUCAUUUUGUAAAUGCUUCAAAGACUCUGUUCCUGACCUCUGAGCAUCGGUUCUGUUUGUGUAAUUAGGCUGCACUCUUGUUCCUUCUUUUGAAAAAAAAAAAAAAAGGUUUUGUUACAUUUUUUUUCUCUAAAGAAAAUUCAUGCUUUAAAUAAAAAUCCAAAGACAUACCCUUCACCACUGGUGCAGAAUGAGCAAAAAGGAUUCUUUUUACUUGAGAAUUUGUUUCUGAUUUAAACAAACAAGUCUAAGUUUAAAUAAAGAAUAAAAAAAGUACCCAGGUUGUUAUCUGUGCUUCUUCUGCAAGCAGAGAGACAACUCUUAGUGAGCACCCAGCGCACCCCUGGCAGGUUUCUCUUUCCAAGUUCUCUCCAUGGCAGCAGCGGGUGCCAGGCUCAGGGAUGCCCAGAGCCCCCUGGCCUCCUCUGGGCACCCGGGCACACCUCGGCCCAGACUUUGAAAGGAAAACUUUGUGCUGCUAAAAUGUAGAUUUUGGAGAUGUAGAUGCUUUGCUGUUCCCUUCCGUAACCAAAUGCCAACAGAAAAAACCUCCUUCUCCCCCCCGUUUCCUCUGCCCUCGAAAGCGCAAAAGCCUUCUCCCACCAUCGUCAUCCUCCUCCUGCUUCAAAAGGGAACUUGGAAGACUGUGAAUGCAGGUUCCUCCCACCGCCUCCAGCCGCUCCUCCCCGGGCCGAAGCCACUCGCUGCCUCCACGAGAGAUUGGAGCAUCCGAGAGACGAGCGCGGGUUUCUAGCGGGACACUUAUAUUUUUAUGGAAUUUUGGUUUUAGUUCGAUGAAAGACUAGAUCCUGAACAGUUGUACAUAUUUCUAGGGUAAUGCACAUAUUCCUUUUUUAAUUGUUUUUUAAGUAGUCGAUACUAAAGCGCGAACCACCGGAUGUUCCUCCCAGGACCCAGCUGUAGCACAAGGUGUCAAAACCGGAACCACGUACCCACGGAGCAUUUGCUGUUUUAACAAACUGUUUUCUUUAACAGAAGUUCUUGUAUUUCUCCCCGUGUUUGAGAUGAACAUUUUUUAAAUUCUAAAGUUGUACAGUUUUUUGUUUUCCAUUAUUUUAUCUUGUUUGUAAUUCUAUGAAAUAUAUAUAUAUAUAUUUUUUGCCAUUUAACUGUUGUAUGUUACUCUGUCUGUAUCAUAUAGAAAUUUUUUUGUUUGUUUUGUUUUGGAUUCUCUCUGUGAUGCCAGUUCCCAGUUUAACACGAGCUUUAUCUGUCCAAUUCCUCAAGGUCUCUUUUGGAAAUCCUUUUGUUUUGUCUUGUUUCGGUUUUUUAAUUAUAUUGCUUGGUCAUAGUGCAAUUUCUCUCUCCUCCUUCCCACCCACUAAAAAGUUUUAUAAAUUCAUUUUCUUGUAUUUUUUCUAAAUGUUUCUAGAGACUUUUCAGUGCGAGGUUGCCUCCUCCCCUUGCCUGGGGCCAAUGAGGGGACCUCAUGGCCCCGCUGGGAUCCCCAGCCCUGCCAGCGCCGGCCUCGUGCUCGCAGAGCCCCAACACCUGCCCCGGGGGGCUGCGGGAGCGACGUCAGCACGCGGGAACCCCUGCGUGACCCCGAGCCCACGCGUGGCCUUCCCAGCGAGCAACAGAGAGGGGCCGGGCUGGGCAUGAGGAAAACACUUCAAACUUAGCAUUGAGCGGGUUUCUUUUUUAUUUUUAAUAAAAAGCUUUUUUAAGUGGUGAAGAUGGCCAAAGUUUCAUACAAUUGAGAAUAAAGAGAGGCGUCAGGGGUGUGUGGGGCCGCCCGGGGCUGGCAGGGGACAAGGGGGGCGGACACAGCCGGCACGCUCGCUGAAAUAUAUUUUGCUUUAAGAAAAAAUUAAACUUUUAAAUGGAAGCAGAAAUUGGGGUUGGUUGGUUGGUUGGUUGGUUGGUCGGUUGGUUGGUUGGUUGGUCGGUCAAUUGGUCGGCACUGAUACUGCCCACUGUGAAACAAAGCUUUGACUAUUUUUUCGUUUUUAUUUGGGGGGGCAAGUUUGGGUAGAACAGAAAGCAUAAAUGAGGUGAAGAGGGUUAUGAACAGCCUUUGCAAUGUACAAAAACUAGAGCAAGUGAAACCAAAAAUGAUGUUCUUGGUGUUUUUCUAUACUGUAGUCUUGUUAGCUUUUUUGUUACUGUAACAAUGCUGAUCUCGAACUGUACCAAAAUACAUGAGACUGACAGAAACAAACCACAUGGAACUUUCAAAACUUUAAAAAACUGUCACAAAAGACUUUGUUGUCAUAGUUGAGUUGACUGUAGAUGGUAAUUGAAUAUACUCCUUUGGAACUAUUUCAUCA
Pipra filicauda (Wire-tailed manakin) is the source of this 15177-nucleotide messenger RNA. RefSeq names its product zinc finger homeobox 3 (gene ZFHX3). The record is from RefSeq and is a predicted model, not a curated record. Gene Ontology annotation, biological process: regulation of neuron differentiation; regulation of transcription by RNA polymerase II; brain development. Bases 571 to 11553 code for a protein of 3660 amino acids. Gene Ontology annotation, molecular function: DNA-binding transcription factor activity, RNA polymerase II-specific; zinc ion binding; RNA polymerase II cis-regulatory region sequence-specific DNA binding. Gene Ontology annotation, cellular component: nucleus. Lineage: Eukaryota; Metazoa; Chordata; Aves; Passeriformes; Pipridae. The transcript has 12 exons.